AUGGCGGCCGCCUCCGCCACCGGCCCCGCGCGCCCCGCGCCGCCCGCCGCGCCGCCAGGGGGCGCUGUGCGGGGCGGGCUGCGAGCGCCCCCUGGCGGGCGGGAGGAGUCGCAGCGGGGCCGGGACCCCGGGAAGGGGCGAGCCCGGGACCCCCCCAGCACCGACCCCCCAGCACCGACCCCCCAGCACCGGCACCGACCCCCCAACACCGACCCCCCCCAGCACCGACCCCCCAGCACCGGCACCGACCCCCCAACACCGACCCCCCAGCACCGACAUACCAAGCACCGACCCCCCAGCACCGAACACCGGCACCGACCCCCCAACACCGGUACCGACCCCCCGAACACCGACCCCCCAACACCGGCACCGACCCCAAACACCGGUACCGAACCCCGAACACCGACCCCCCAACACCGACCCCCCAACACCGACCCCCCAACACCGACCCCCCCAAACAAACACCGGCACCGACCCCCCAACACCGACCCCCGAACACCGACCCCCCAACACCGGCACCGACCCCCCGAACACCGACCCCCCAACACCGGCACCGACCCCAAACACCGGUACCGAACCCCGAACACCGACCCCCCAACACCGGCACCGACCCCCGAACACCGGUACCGAACCCCGAACACCGACCCCCCGAACACCGACGCCCCCAAACAAACACCGGCACCGAUCCCCCGAACACCGGCACCGACCCCCGGUGCCACCGCGGCCCACUGGCUGCUCUGCACCCCCUGCCCCGGUGCCACCGGCCGUGGGACACUAUCGACUGUCCCGGCCCCCCCGGUGCCACCCAUCCCGGCCGCCCUGCCAGGGGAGCAGCGGGCCCGGGGGGCGCCGGGCUGGGGAGCGGCCGGAGCCCGGCCUGGUGCCCGGGGGGCUCUGCCCUGGCAGGGGGACGUGGCCCCCACCCCCUGUGGGUGCAGCCGUCAGCGGAGCUGA
Apus apus (common swift) is the source of this 954-nucleotide messenger RNA. RefSeq lists its product as uncharacterized. The transcript has 2 exons. The coding region runs from base 1 to 954 and encodes 317 amino acids. NCBI's taxonomy places the organism in Eukaryota, Metazoa, Chordata, Aves, Apodiformes, Apodidae. The record is from RefSeq and is a predicted model, not a curated record.